CAUGGGAACAGGAGACCGAAUGUUCAGUUCAGUUCUAAACUCGUCCUGGUUCAUAAUACAACUGAUUUAUAUGUGCAGUUAAUUAGUUCUGACAGAACAGAUACGCACUGGGACCGAAUGACUAGGCUGAAGUCUUAGGCAGGGAAAAGGUAAAGGCUCACACUUAUCUGCACUCUAUCAAAGGUUCGUGUGGUGUGAUCAGCGGCUAUAGUUGUGUAUGCAACUGUUAAUUUAUUCAAUGUACUGGGUGUAUCCAUGCACGAUAUAACACGAUCGAAACAUUCAACUUUGUAAGUUAGACAGGUACGUAAAUUUGUCAGCCGAUGGAUGGUAGAAGCCAAUAAUAUGCAUUGAUCGCUGAGCUGUCGGCUGCCGACUGACGGAAAGCAACACAUGCGGUACUGAUGCAUCAUUGUACUUACCUGUUGAUGUCGUUUAUUACAGACACAACAGCACGGAAUUCAGAGGAAAUGGUUGAAAUGAUAAAGAAAAGGGUAGUGGAUGUUAACAGCCAAGCUGUGACGUUGUGUGUUUAGACAGGGGCGACUGCGUGAUAUAAUACCCCUGCAGAUUCAGUUCACGCCAUUGGGCUCUCAUAAACCAGCAAUUACCUCUUGUGAUGCGAUCUCUAAACUUCUUUGCGAAGGAGCAGACUUGUGUUGCUAGACUUCCCGCCAGUCAAAUAGGUCUUGUACUAGGCACUGACAGUGCUAAUAUUUCUCCCCUUCUCGCUGUCCCAUUUGGCUGGUCGAUGCUUGCCGAGGGUGCGCGCUCCCACAGUAGAUCGUGACACAGGUAAUAGUAGAAAUCAGGCGAGCGCUCACCCCGACUCCCUCCCAACAAGCAGACGAGAAUACAAGGGAAAACAGACCCGGAUAAAGCGCGCGCGGUGAUUGACGUUGAUGUGUUGAUUGACAGGUCUGAAAAGAGAGAGUGUGAGGGAUAGACAAUAAUUGGGCAAAAACGCAGCUAAAGAAAUAAUCGAGCAGGCAAAUGCGAGUGGAGAAUCGCUGAAGGUAAAGGACUGACAAGCAGCGUGUUAUUCUAACUGACGGAGGUUUACUAACCAAGCACGUGUCACUUUCGGCAGACGAUGCGAAGGCACGCGAGCGAGCGAACGUGGCAGACGAUGGUUAUGAUGACGGAGAGACAUUGUUUUCACGGGUGUUCAGACACUCAAAUUUCCAUCAUGCUGUGAAAAGAAGAAACAACUACGCACAUUUCGAACAUUUUACGAUUUUUCCAUAUUUUUUCAAUAUGGAUAUUUCCAAUAGGAAUAAAACCACUUAUUCUUGAAGAUUCCAAUUUCUGAGUGGAGAGGCCCAUUCCCGCUCUGUGACAUUUCUUAUUUAUCUUUUCCAACACUACACAUCCAUUGAAGGAGAGUGUCUACCUGAGAUGUCGCUGCAGGAGUUAUGUUUACGAGACACACGCACCCUGUCAGUGAGAAGGAAUGAUGUGUGACAGAAUUCAAUGAGGCAUAAAAACUUUGAAUUCAUGCAAGUGAAUGGAUUCUAAAGGAUAUCCAUGGAAACAGCUGUUGGAGUUAGGUUCCAUUUUUGCCAAAGAAUGACAUACCUGCCCAUGUUACGAAGCACUGUGUGGAUUGUAUACACGACUGUCACUGUGAUAAGCCUGCUUGCUAGUGUCUGUGAUGGGAUGCAGUGCCCAACCUGUGACAAAAUCCACUGUUCUCCCCGCAAAGCUUCCAGACUCAAAUGUAAAGGCGGCAUCACAACCGGUAUCUGCAACUGUUGCCCCGCAUGCGCUAAACUGGAGGGGCAAAAGUGUGGUGGAGAUUUUAACUACCUAGGGAAGUGCGAUAAGGGAUUGUAUUGUAAACCCCAAAAGAAGAACAUCACAGUAUUCAUCAGAAAAGAUCCAGUGGGGACUUGUCAAAGAGGUCCCCAAGCUGAUGCAGGGUUUUCCAUCUUCUGCCGACCGAAAUGUUCCCCGCACUACUGUAGACGGAAUACUAAAGCCGUAUGUUCCGCCAGCGAUGCAGCGGACGUACGGCGCGACUGCCAUGGUGACUGUCAACACACGUCAUGCAACGCUUGCACCUUCCAACGGGAACCAGAAUGUCCAGUCUGUCGGAAAGAUGACUUCAGAUGUCUUAAAAAGUUUGGCAAAUGUAUAAAGAAGCAAACCUGCUCAAGGAAACGAUAUCCCUGCAAGUGGAGGAAACUAAAGACACCCGAGAAAGGCAAGUUCGUGUGUCAAGUGCCACAAUGUCCAGAUGCUGCUUGAAGAGCGUUAGGUAGAUGCGUGUAAAUCUCUAAAACCUCAUCUCGCUUGGUGCUAAUCAUAUGACGUUAUUGGGCUCACUGUCGACCAAAUAACAACGCAUUUAGCUUUGCCCAAAUUGAGGAGUUGGCCAAGGCAAUAAACCUCAGUUCACAUUGUGUCUGUUUUAUGCCUAGCCACUUUCUUAUUUGCCGAAUAUCAUGCAGUGCAGAUCAUUGCUCUAACGAAUACAUGUAAACGACUUUGCUGAAACAUGCCGUUAAUAAACAUCUUAUGAACACCUGUCAGAUGGACUUGCUUGAGAAGGAAGUGAUUAUCACAUCUUAUGAACUCCUGUCAUAUGGACUUGCUUGAGAAGGAAGUGAUUAUCACAUCUCAUAAACACCUGUCAGAUGGACUUGCUUGAGAAGGAAGUGAUUAUCACAUCUUAUGAACACCUGCCAGAUGGACUUGCUUGAGAAGGAAGUGAUUAUCACAUCUUAUGAACUCCUGUCAUAUGGACUUGCUUGAGAAGGAAGUGAUUAUCACAUCUCAUAAACACCUGUCAUAUGGACUUGCUUGAGAAGGAAGUGAUUAUCACAUCUCAUAAACACCUGUCAUAUGGACUUGCUUGAGAAGGAAGUGAUUAUCACAUCUCAUAAACACCUGUCAGAUGGACUUGCUUGAGAAGGAAGUGAUUAUCACAUCUCAUAAACACCUGUCAUAUGGACUUGCUUGAGAAGGAAGUGAUUAUCACAUCUCAUAAACACCUGUCAGAUGGACUUGCUUGAGAAGGAAGUGAUUAUCACAUCUCAUAAACACCUGUCAGAUGGACUUGCUUGAGAAGGAAGUGAUUAUCACAUCUCAUAAACACCUGUCAGAUGGACUUGCUUGAGAAGGAAGUGAUUAUCACAUCUUAUGAACACCUGUCAGAUGGACUUGCUUGAGAAGGAAGUGAUUAUCACAUAUAUGAUGGACCUGUCAAGCGGCUUGGUUGGAGGAAGCAGCGAUUAUCAUAACUCGGAACUGUUGCAUUAUAUAGUUGGAUCGCGCGGCCAUCACUCAACUGAUGGACACGCGUAAGAAUUCAUUGAUGGACGCUGCUGUGCUUAUACAUGUCCAGUAGGUCUGUUAGAUGACAAAGCCGAACCAUUAGAGAUAGACGUCGCUGUGAACUCACCAUAAGACAACCUUCAGCAAAUUUGGUCGGCUGUUCUGACCCCUUCUCUUUACAUGUGUUUAUUCCCCAGUAGCCUUCACAGAGCAACACAAUCAAUUCAGGACUAUGUUUUCCAACGCUUUGAUCAUGUGUCGUUCAGGGCCGAAUCUAGUUCCAGGGAGGUUCUCGGCUGAAAGGACCAAGUUCAAGAAUCAGUUGACAGUGAAAGAACACUCAGAUAAACGCAGAAGUGUCAGAAAGUGCGUGACAAACGUAGAUGGACAUUUGUUGUUAUGUUUGUAUUUAUUUCAGAGUUGAGCCGUUUAGCAAUGGAUGGACUUCUGUGAUUAUUGUUAUGCCUGCUCUUGUUUUGAUGUGUCGUAUUUCAGUGUAAGAGAUUUGCCAUUCUUAUGAUUGAUCUAUUGGAAAACGAUCGAAGGGAAACCCUGUUGUCAUCAUUUGGUAUCAAUACUGACCAUUGUUAUAAUCAUUGAUAAACGAGGCACCUUAUAUUGAAACAAACGGUUCGCGCAUGGUACGUUACCAGUUACUUCAUAGGGGAUGUUAGGUUUUCUUGUCAAAUAACAUGUUUAUCUCAUUGAGUGACCUGACAAGGAUAUGUUAUUUGACAGAAAAAAGACAGAUGUUGUAUCUAUUAUGUAUGUUCUCACUUAUCUUAUUCUGUUACCGGCAUAGUGUCAAUCAGGCAGACUGAAACUAGGUCCGGGGAAUAGUGUUAUUUCACUAGAUAAAUAUAUUAUUUCAUCUUUAGAAACACAUUAAUUUAAUGAAUUAAUAAUUAAUGUUAUCUUUUACAAAUACUGAUUGGAACUGGUAGGGGCCGACCAUACGAUAUUCUUGGUGCCUAGGGAUGUAUCGAAAACAAUAAAUUGUCCUCGAAAUAAAUAAUAAUGCUUCAUAUUGUUUGAAAAAAGAGGAAUUUUCUGCCACAAAAGCUUCAUCGUUGUAAAGUGUUUUUCAGAGAAAAAAUAUUUUGGCUCAUGGUUUAAACUUAAAAAAAUAUCUGGUCCUGCAGCUGUAGCCGUGUAUAAUGGGGAUCAGGGGAAAUAUCAGACACCUUAAUUGACAUCUGUAAGUACAAUAUCAUAAACAUACACUUAAAACGUGAAGUUUGAUUGAAAGUGUACUCUUUCAUUAUAACACGAUAUGAUAUACAUGCCCCACGCUAUUUCUCAAAUAUCUACAAGAUAUAAUACUUUGUUGUUUGACAGCAUCAGAUGUAUGAUAAAUUCACUAUCAAACAUCCUCUGCACGUUUUGACAGAAAACUCUAAAAGAUUAUACUUGCUCUCCCCAUCCCUGGUCUUAUGGAUGGGAACGUUCUGAUAAGCCUCCUGCUAAUUCCCGUUAGCUAAUGUGCCAGCGCUAAUAAAGUGCCACGACAGGCCAGAUUAUCACACGUUUAGAUAAAACAUUCUUUGAGGACAUUAUCGGCUCUGAAUCACCCUAAUGCCAGAGUUUUCACUAAACUAGACUAUUUAUAAGCUUUUAUCAAAUGCUGUCGACUGGGGAAGCAGCCAUUACACAUUCUUCAGCACCAGAUUAACAGAAACGUGGGGAAAGUAGACUUGCUCGGCGUCUUACGUGCAGCAAAUCAAUUUCAAUUAGUAUUGUCGCCUCUUGUAUUCUGUUUCAUCAAUUCCUGUCAGAUUGUGCACUUUUUGACUUGACCCGGUGACACCGUGUCACUCUGUGUUUCCUGGUCUGCCAACUGACUGUGAAGCAGGACAGAAGCUGAGCCAAACAUUGGCCGCGCCGGACUGAACCACGAUAAAAAACAGUUCUGUAUUGUUGGUUCAAGUAAUGUGCAGGAUGACUCAUGCUAUUAUAGUGCGUCAUUUGCUCUAUUAUUCUUUGAAGAAAAUUUGAUAUUUAUAUGUCAUCAUGCUUUACGUAUUUGGCCUGUCUUCUAUUUUUACGGUUCUGUUUGAAAUAUUCGUUAACUAUGAUUAUUAUGUGUAAAACACAAGUAACGUACUAGCGCUUUCGCUUGAUCCUACGAGUUAAAAAACCCCCAACCUUUUAUUUUUGUCAUUUUCAGUAUGUGAUCUGAUUUGUUUAUUUUUUGUUGGACAUUUGGUUGUAUGGCGGUGUAACAAAUCGGAGUAUUCAGAUUAAGAUGGACAAAUCUGCACUUUCUGUUGGUGAUUUACUUCUUAUUCCCAAUAUGUCGGAUCCUUCCUGGUUUUCUAGAGCGCAUCUUCCUGGGGCAAGGGAGCUAAAAAGUCUAGUUUCCACCCUUGUCGAACUGGGUUGGAAUUCUGGAGUUACAUUUUGGCUGGACUAACAAGUCUAUGCAUAGCCCAAUCAAAAUCGCGCAACAAACUACACAUCCGGUUCGUAAACAACAUGGAUUUCAACGUGCAGAUAUCGAUCGUCUGCAGGAUUUGCCAAACAUGUUUACCGUCAACUAGGCGUUCACAGAUAUUUUCCAAAUCUUUUUCAUGUUUAUAAUCAAGGCGCUCAAAUGACUUGAUGCACUUCGCGAGGUAAGACCCGUUAAAUUACAAUAUAGAUCUUGAGUAUCGAUCAG
Molecule: messenger RNA, 5938 nt
Organism: Haliotis rufescens (red abalone)
Lineage: Eukaryota; Metazoa; Mollusca; Gastropoda; Lepetellida; Haliotidae
Product: cysteine-rich motor neuron 1 protein-like
Exons: 4
Coding region: 1528-2250 (240 amino acids)
Biological process (GO): regulation of signal transduction; regulation of cell growth
Cellular component (GO): extracellular region
Molecular function (GO): insulin-like growth factor binding
Source: RefSeq, a predicted model, not a curated record